Molecule: messenger RNA, 2985 nt
Organism: Oncorhynchus masou masou (cherry salmon)
Lineage: Eukaryota; Metazoa; Chordata; Actinopteri; Salmoniformes; Salmonidae
Product: ER membrane protein complex subunit 1-like
Exons: 16
Coding region: 1-2013 (670 amino acids)
Biological process (GO): protein folding in endoplasmic reticulum
Cellular component (GO): EMC complex
Source: RefSeq, a predicted model, not a curated record
AUGGAAAAGUCCAGGAGCAACAACGGCUCAGCCACGGAGUGGGGUGCUGAUGUGUGUGUCCCGCCACUGACUCCCUCUACACCCUCCCGAGUACCGGCUGAGGCGGCGCCAAAGUUCAACCACAUCCCACUGCAGUCUCUGGAUUUGGAGGUGUCCCCUGGCUUCCAGCCCGUCCUGGUGUCCAGCCAGCCCCACCCGGCCCGCUCCCCCAUCUCUGGAGUUCUUUCUCCAGCUUGGAAACCCUUCAAGCUGUACGUCCAUGCCUUCCUGAAGAAGGACGACUCUGUGGGCUACAGGGUCCUCGUGCAGACACAGGACCAUGCUCUCACCUUCAUACAGCAGCCAGGACGUGUGGUAUGGACCAGAGAGGAGGCCCUAGCGGAUGUUGUUACCAUGGAGAUGGUGGACCUGCCUCUCACUGGCACCCAGGCGGAGCUGGAGGGGGAGUUUGGCAAGAAAGCUGACGGGUUGCUCCCCAUGGUCCUGAAGCGUCUGUCAUCCCAGGUGAUUCUGCUCCAGGUGUGGCUGGCCCACCUGUGGAAGCUGUUCUACGAAGCCCGUAAACCCCACGGCCAGGUUAAGAACGAGGUCACCAUAGAAACGUUGUCCAGGGAUGAGUUCAACCUGCAGAAGAUGAUGGUUAUGGUCACGGCCUCGGGGAAGCUGUUUGGCAUCGACAGCAAGUCAGGCUCUAUUCUGUGGAAGCACUACCUGGAGAAUGUCCAGCCCAACGCAGUUUUCAAACUGAUAGUCCAGAGGACCACCGCUCACUUCCCACAUCCCCCACAAUGCACUCUGCUCAUCAAGGACAAGGACACUGGCCUGGCCUCCCUGCAUGUGUUCAACCCCAUAUUUGGCAGGAAGAGUCACAUCGCCCCGCCAGCCCUGCCCCGCCCCAUCCUCCAGUCACUGCUACUACCUGUUAUAGACCAGGACUACGCCAAGGUCCUGUUGCUGGUCGACGACCAAUACAAGGUGACAGCCUUCCCCUCCACUAAGAACGUCCUGCAGCAGCUCCAGGAGAUGGCCUCCUCCAUCUUCUUCUACCUCAUCCGCUCAGAUCAGGGAAACCUGUCUGGAUUCAGGCUGCGCAAGGACCUGUCCACAGAGCGGAUCUGGGAGGUGGUCCUUCCUAUAGAGGUUCAGAAGAUAGUAGCGGUCAAUGGGAAGAGACCCAAUGAGCAUGUCCACUCUCAGGGCAGAGUGAUGGGAGACCGUAGUGUUCUCUACAAGUACCUGAACCCUAACCUGCUGGCAGUGGUGACGGAGAGUACAGACACCCACCCUGAGCGGGCCUUCGUGGGCGUGUUCCUGGUCGACGGUGUGACUGGAAGGAUCAUCCAUGAAGCCGUCCAGAGGAAGGCCAGGGGGCCCGUCCACUUUGUCCACUCUGAGAACUGGGUGGUGUAUGAGUACUGGACCACCAAGUCCAGGCGUAAUGAGUUCAGUGUGCUGGAGCUGUUUGAAGGGACAGAGCUGUAUAACAGCACAGUGUUCAGUAGUCUGGACAGACCCCAUCUGCCCCAGGUCCUCCAGCAGACCUACAUCUUCCCCUCUCCCAUCACCACUAUGGAGGCUACACUCACUGAGAAGGGCAUCACCUCUCGACAUCUCCUGGUGGGGUUACCAUCAGGAGCCAUCUUGUCUCUCCCCAAGAUGUUCCUCGAUCCACGGAGACCAGAGGUCGUCACUGAACACAGCCGUGAGGAGAACCUUAUACCCUACGCCCCAGAGAUGCCCAUCCGCACAGAGUGGUUCAUCAACUACAAUCAGACCGUAGCGAGAGUGAAAGGAAUCUACACUGCCCCCUCUGGCCUGGAGUCCACAUGUCUGGUGGUUGCGUACGGUCUUGACAUCUACCAAACCAGGGUGUACCCCUCCAAGCAGUUUGACGUGCUGAAAGAUGACUACGACUACGUCCUGAUCAGCAGUGUUCUGUUCGCUCUGUUCUUCGCCACCAUGAUUAGUAAACGUCUGGCACAGGUCAAACUGCUCAACCGGGCCUGGCGGUGAAAGAGUCAACUUCUCACCUUUCAACUCUGACCCCUUCCCCAUUGCUGCGUGGAUGAACCCGGACGAUGGAGGUGGACGAGCUGAAGCCGUUUGACAAUAUCAGCUUAAAAUCACCCCAAUGAGUCAUUUGAUGGGGGCGGGGGUCAGCCAUCUUUCUUUUUCAAGGAAGAGUUUCAUUUCGAUUUUCCUGUUUUUUUUUUUUUGUGUGUGUAUAAUUGAUUUUGUAACAUUUUACAUUGAGGCAGCCUUUUAAGAGUAGUUAUGUCAUUGCUAAUAACACGUCAUUAACUAAACUACUGAUAAAUCCUUUAUAAUCUCCCUUAAUUAAAGGAUAACUUAAUGUAAAGUGAUUUUCAUGAUCACACGAUAUGAAGUUAAAUUGUUCUUUCACCACAACGAAGAACAGUGCGUGGUUACUUGAUGCAUCUCAGAGCAAGUGUUCUUCAGACUGAAGCUCUGAAAUGUUGUUUAGCUGUGAAUGAUUAGGAAAUAGUCUAUAAAGAUUAGGCUUUUUUUUUAAAGAUGACUAAAUGUGGUAGAAAUGCGUCAAGGGAUUUAGCAGAUUUGACUGUUUUUAAUUGGGUUUUAAAAGAUUUCCAUAGAUAUUUAAAAAAAAAUGUUGGUCAAGAUGGUUUUGUUGUUAUUGUUUUGUUUGAAGGAACUGUGGGGUUGUGGGUGUACUGAGGUGUUUGUCUUUGGGAUCGACUGCCUCUGAGGCUAUCACUGUUGCUCUUUCUUUGAUGCGCUGGAGUUUUUUUUUGUGUUCACAUGAUUUAUCUUAACUACUAUUCCCCCCCCAUGGCUUUUGUGUAAAUGUAUAGUUUAUGUACAGUAUAUUUAUGUCUUAAAAACAUUUGAUUAUUAUGGCACUCCAGAGUAUUCAUUUUUCCUAUUGAGGAGAACAACUCUGCUUGUACAACACAUUUUCACCAAAACGCCGAUACCCUCAAUAAAAUAAUAAAAUAAAAUGAA